Lasiodiplodia theobromae is the source of this 762-nucleotide messenger RNA. RefSeq names its product Methyltransferase type 11. The transcript has 2 exons. NCBI's taxonomy places the organism in Eukaryota, Fungi, Ascomycota, Dothideomycetes, Botryosphaeriales, Botryosphaeriaceae. The coding region runs from base 1 to 762 and encodes 253 amino acids. The record is from RefSeq and is a predicted model, not a curated record.
AUGUCAUCCGGCACCGACCGCUUCAACGCCGAAGCCGCGGCCUGGGACAGCAACCCGGUGACGGUUCGCAGCAGUGAGCUCGCAUACGAGGCGCUGCUGCGACACGUGCCGGCCCUGACGAAGGAAGACAGCAACCAAACCCUCGACGUCCUCGAAAUCGGCUGCGGCACCGGCCUCCUCUCCACGCGCCUCGCGCCGCACGUGCGCACGCUCCUCGGCGUCGACCUCGCAGGCGGCAUGGUCGCGGCGUUCAACGCGAAAGUCUCCAAGGACCAGCAGCAGAAGCUCACCAACCUCACCGCCAUCGAAACCCUCCUCACUGACCCCGACCAACCCGAAGUCCAAUCCGCCGCGCGCGCCCUGCUGUCGCGCUCCGCAGCGGCCAAUGAAGAAGGAAAACCCAUCCGCUGGCACCUCCUAACCUCCCACCUAACCCUCCACCACAUCCCGCAGCUGGCCCCCUUCCUCGCAACCUGCCACGCCUCCCUCCGUCCCGGCGGCCUCAUCGCUUUGACGGACUUCGAGGCGGUCGGGCCGGAAAGCGUGCUCUUCCACCCGGCGUCGAAGCGCGCGGACGUCGAGCGGCACGGGAUCGACCGCGGCGAGAUCGCGCGGCUGGCGCGCGAGGCCGGGUUCGUCGAUGUGCGCGUCGAGACGGCGUUUGUGUUGGAGAAGGAGAUUGAGGAUCCGAGCGAAGGAGUGGCGGGCGGGAGGACGAGGGUUGGUUUCCCGUUUUUGGUGGUUUUGGGGCGGAAGGUUUGA